AACAGGAAGAUUAUGAUGUAGGCUUUAAAAGUGGUAAAUCAGAGUGAAACUCAAAUCAGAUUUUCACAUCAUUUGAGGAACAGAAAAGUUUUUCUUCCUUCCUAUAAUAAAGCUUCCAUCCCUUUGCCGUAAAUCCAAGACGCACAGGUUGCCAAUGCGGGGGAAACUCUCUGACAAACAAUCCGUGCGCUCUAUAAAGUGAAUUUAUAUGGCUUUACCCUUCCUUUUCUCAUUGGAUAAAUGGAGCAGUUGUGGCAGAGACCGUGGCGCACAGCAGCAGCAGCAGGCAGCAGCUGAGCGGAGAGAGAGGAGCGCGCACGAAAAACGCUCUUGGAAAGACCAGAGUCAUUCCCAUUGCUCUCCGCCGGGCCAGUCAGGACCGCAGAUACAUAGGAUCCGAAUGUUGCACGACAGAAGGAUGACCCCAAAAAGAAAAGCAUAAGGACUGAUUGAAAAAAAAAAAAACACCUGAGGACCGUCGCAGCAGAGAGAGCGUGACUGACUCCCCAUGGAGGAGAGCGCGGAGAGGGUGAGCUCCUUCACUUCGUACCAAGAUACAAGUUGGAUGUACGCCGAAGAGAUGUUGAUGUGGGACUGAUUUUAUUUGUCUUUUUUAUUAUUAGUUUGUUACACUGAGUUUUGGAUUACAUUUUUUAACCAAGACGCGUCAGAGUGCUCCGAAGCUGUCCACAUCCACAGAGCGAAGCGCACGGUGUCCAAAAAACCUGAACAUUACAAAAAGAGAAUCUGCUCCCCUAUUGCAAAGAAACAGGGAUUAUACAACCAGAGAUGAUUUAGGUGGGUGACCAAAAUAACUCGAAUGUUUUUUUUUUUCGUUUUUUUUUUCUUUUUGAAAGGAAAGCGGUCGCUCUGCUGUGUUCACACGCAGCCAAACUAAACCAAAAGACAACAGAAACGCAUCUGGAUUAAAGCAGCAUGUCUGCAUAAAACGAGAGGUGUGUUUCCCUAAUGAAUUGGGCAUUUAAUUCCUUUAUUUUCAAAUUGGACUUUUGAAUUCUGUUUAUUUUUGGGGGGACGGGACCUCAGCUGGAAAUGUUAACUGAAGACUGUGCCACUUACUACCAGAGAUCGGCAUUCAAAGAGAUAUAAAUAGAAAAGAAAUAUAAAAAAGGCAACACCUAGCAGCCGGGGUGGAUCAGCGUCAAUACAGGGACCAAUAAGCACAGGGACACGCCUCGAAGAUCAUUAAACAAAUCAGAUAAACGCAGCCCCAAAAUCAUCAAUGGAAGUUAUUGAUGAGGUGGUAUAUAAGGCUAAUGACUGACCAAGCCUCCGUUUACUCAAAAGCUCGGCAACAGCGUGUUGUGAAACUUUUGCUGAGGGCUUGACAGCAGAGGUGUGCAAUGAGAGGAGCAAAAGGAACAAGAACUUUACGUUAAAAUCUUUUAUUUUCACUGCUGCAUUCAGAUUAUUUCAUGACUACAGUGCUUGUUAGAAAAACAACAACUGCAAACAGCUGGAAUAUUCCUUUUCCCCUUCGAACUAGAAUGUCUGCUGCCUGCACUGCUGCUGCAGGAAUUUGUGAACCAGGCAUUUUUGGAGGGCAAGUUUCCACAGAGAGACUUUUGAAAUAUUUAUAGCAGCUCUUGUACGAGAAUGGUGGCUGUGACAAAGAGCCUAUGGAUGACCCAGUCUGUGGGAGAGCUGGUGCCGAGACAGUUUACCUCUCCACCAGCUACGCCGUCCGUCUGAAACUCUUCCCCGGAGAGGCACAGCUGCUGCAGGCUGGGGAUGUGAUGGGGUGACUGUUGACACCCCCCUCACCCACCCCCUCUCUCGCUUUAUUAGCACUGCAACAUAAACAAUGGAUCAGAAUUUCUCAACGGUUCGAGAUGGCAAGCAGCUCACCUCCGAGAGGGACUCAUCCAAACGUGUCCUGACAGGAUGCUUCCUCUCCCUGCUCAUCUUCACCACGCUGCUAGGCAACACUCUCGUGUGUGUUGCCGUCACCAAGUUCCGACACCUGAGGUCGAAGGUCACCAACUUCUUUGUCAUCUCGUUGGCCAUCUCUGACCUUCUGGUGGCUAUUCUGGUCAUGCCGUGGAAGGCAGCGACAGAGAUCAUGGGCUUUUGGCCAUUCGGGGCGUUCUGCAACGUCUGGGUGGCGUUUGACAUAAUGUGCUCCACUGCCUCCAUCUUGAACCUGUGUGUGAUUAGUGUCGACCGUUACUGGGCCAUCUCCAGCCCAUUCCGCUAUGAACGCAAGAUGACCCCGAAAGUGGCGUGUCUAAUGAUCAGUGUGGCGUGGACCCUGUCUGUACUUAUCUCCUUCAUUCCCGUCCAGCUCAACUGGCACAGAGCUCAGACCACCGGCUACUCAGAGCUAAAUGGAACGUACUCUGGUGAGCUGCCCCCUGACGACAACUGUGACUCCAGCCUUAACAGGACCUACGCCAUCUCGUCCUCCCUUAUCAGUUUCUACAUCCCAGUGGCGAUUAUGAUCGUCACCUACACCCGGAUCUACCGCAUCGCCCAGAAGCAGAUAAGGAGAAUAUCUGCCCUGGAGCGGGCAGCAGAGAGUGCCAAAAACCGCCACAGCAGCAUGGGGAAUACUUCGAACAUGGAGAGUGAGAGCUCAUUCAAAAUGUCAUUCAAACGAGAAACCAAAGUCUUAAAGACGCUCUCGGUCAUCAUGGGUGUGUUUGUGUGUUGCUGGUUGCCCUUCUUCAUCCUCAACUGCAUGGUUCCGUUCUGUGAGGCGAACUUGCCGGACGGUUCCACGGAGUUCCCCUGCAUCAGCUCCACCACUUUUGAUGUGUUUGUGUGGUUUGGCUGGGCAAACUCUUCGCUCAACCCCAUCAUCUAUGCCUUCAACGCCGACUUCCGCAAGGCCUUCUCCAUCCUCCUGGGCUGCCACCGGCUCUGCCCCGGGAGCAACGCCAUCGAGAUCGUCAGUAUUAACAACAACAUGGGCGCCCCUACCUCGAAUCCCAGCUGUCAGUAUCAGCCCAAGAGCCACAUCCCAAAAGAGGGCAACAACUCGGCCGGCUAUGUGAUUCCCCACAGCAUCCUUUGUCAGGAGGAGGAGUUACAGAAGAAAGACGGAUGUGGAGGUGAAAUCGAGGCAGGGGUGGUAAACAACGCCCUGGAGAAACACUCCCCAGCCAUCUCUGGGAAUUUAGACAGCGAUACAGAGGUCACACUGGAAAAGAUCAAUCCCAUAACACAGAAUGGCCAGCAUAAAGCCGUGUCAUGUUGAGAAAAGGCAAAGGUGGAUCGAAAUAACGUGUAUGUACACACAGAGGGGAAGGAAAGCUCACAGAGGGGGACAGCUGAAGAAACAUUAGAGACAAACAUCUCUAAGGACAUGCCUGACAGGGAACCAGUGAGUGGGAUUUAUGGGACCAUAAGACUGUCAACAAAAACCUACAUAGAAAAAAAAACCUACAGAAUGUUUUAAAGUAAAGGCACUUUAUCCUGGAUACAACUAUCUGCAAAAUACUUUCAGCAUUUAUUGAUGAAAUUGACACAUUUGAUGAUAAAUGUUGAUAAUGUGAAUAUUAAAGCAGAACACUAGCUAAAUGCACAUGUAUACAUUUUUUUUUAAGUAUUUCCAAAGAUGUAUACAUGUGCAUGUGUAUGUGUAUACUGUACAGUACUGACACUCUUCUGGAAGGACUUCAACACAGUAUAUACAGUGGAGGAACAUGUAGUAUUAGUAAAAUAUCUUGUAGCUAGGUGCUUCGUAUGUGUUUCAUGAAAGAGAGAACAAUGUGGGUAAAUUGGUUUUGGUACAGUCUAAUUAGUUGUUUAUUGCAAUGAUUUCUCUUCGGUACACAGCAGUUUUAUUGCAAUGUCGAAACACUUCUAUUAGUGAUAAUUUAUUUUGAUUUCCUCAGACACCAAAGCAACAAUGUUCUCAUUCAAGCUUAAACAAGCAAGGGGAAGGUAAUGGAGUUUGAUACUGUAAGCCAAGUUGUUCAUUUUCUUUCAGUUUUGCACAUGUAUUUUUCUACUGUAUUCUAGUAUUCUUGUUAAAUUUUAAAUUCUCACAGAUCCAGCUGAUGUGUGUGAGAGAAAGAAAGGGAUGGUAAUGGAGAAAGUCAAUGCUACAGUCUUCUUUUCUUCCCUUGUAUCCUGGGACUGAACAGACCGGCUCACCUGAAGUUUCCUCCAUUUCUUCCCCUUUCUUCUUGCCGAUUUUCAGCAAACCCUCUCUAGAGCCCUCUCCUCUCCAUUUUCCUGCUGUCCUUUCGUCAGUCAGCAAAUCCCCCUCCUCCUUCAUGCUGCCUGUAUUUGCCAACCUCUCUCCUCCUUUCUCCUCGCCUCCACCGUUCUCUCUGUGAGCAGGGACCUUUUACACCUGCACCAUACCUUCCUUUUAUGUUUUUUUUCUCCUUCCCUCUGCAUCUUCCACACUAUCUCCUUUGGCAGCCCUCCAUUUAAGUCCUUUCUCUUCCCACUUAGUGGUGCUAAUGAAUCUAUUUUUGGCAAAUGCCAUCAGUCGACAAUUUAAAAAAAAAUGUAAAUGUGUAAACUAAAACUCUGGCACUUGGACAGGGGAGGCAGAGCAGCAGCAGCAGCAGCAGCAGAGUUCACUCAGCCAGAACGCAAAUGACACUUAGUGACCUUUUGCAAACUUGCAGAUAUCCGAUUUUGUAAAUUGUUCAUGCUGGGAGCCAUACUGUGCUGUAGUGGCGAUGUGGAGCAUGCAGUGUGACAGUCGCUCGCUUUGCAGAGGUGGAGCCAAAGAGAAAACACCAUGUUGGGGAUUGCUUAGAUAUCAGACGUAUUUUCUUUCUUUGUACAGAUGCAUUUGAAAAAUCAGGACUCCUUACUAAGAUAUGCAGUUUACAAGUAUUAAGAUCAGUCCGAAUAAUUCUAUUUAUUUAUUUUUUAAAAAAGGCAAUUUUAAGAAAGUUAGUUGAAUUAUGAAAGGUUUUCAUUGCACAUAUUUGCUCUGAAAUCUGUUUCACAGAGAAAUAAAGUGUGUCUUUAAACAUGCAUUUUCAAAAUCUCAUGUUUGCAAACAAACCCACUGUUUGCACUGAUCAAAGUGACUCCACAAUGGUAAUUUCAAGGCUGGCACUAUGUAGAAUUUGCUAAUAAUUAAUGUUAGUGACAGCACUGACAAAGUAAGGCUGCAGCAGCAAAACUCCUGAGUUUAAUGGAGCAAUGAUGUGUUUUAUUAAUGGAUUGAAGAAGAUUGUGUUAUUUCUAUAGCUAAAGUUAUGUUGUUGUGCUUGUUAAAAAAUAUAGAUUAGAAUCAAGGAAAUAAGAAUAUAGGAAGAAGAGAGAAAACUCCCUAUUCGUGAUCUCCAGCUACAUAAUAUAAAACGAAAGUCUAAUUCCUACUGACUUAAACAAAAUUUUUGAAAACCUGUGAGAGUCAGACAUAUUUAGCUCUCUAGUCAAAAUCUCUGCAGCACUUCCUUCUGCUCUGCUCAGUGUUGCCGGGGAAAGAAUUCUCUGCAACAUGCUUUCUGACAUUCUGUGCUCAGCGUCCACCUCGUGCUGUUUGUGUCCAUGAAGGCGUGAAACUGUUGCACAUCAGAGAAAGGAAGAGCUGAUCCAAUAGAUGGGAAUUGGUCUUGAAUGAAGCAUUUGAUUUUCCUGCUCUGGAAAAUCCAAUGCUAUCUGGAUGGCAACAACGCGGGGUAGGAUUGGGGGGGGUGAAGCUUUUAGCUCAAUAUGUGGCUCGGCUUGUGACACAAACGCGACUCAUUGUCCUCUCUGCCUUCUCUGUCCUCAGCCACUUGCUGCUCCACCAGUUUAAAUUUUUAAAAUCAAGUGCAAUUUGGAUUAGCAGUGUUGAAUUAUGAAUUAAUUCUACAAGUGCUCGAGCUAUUUCAAGUGCCACAACGUACCGUAACCCCCCACUGUACGCUCUUGUCCCAUCAGCCGUAUCAGCUCGGCUCAGACCUCCCCUUUCACUCUUCACCAGUUCCUUUAUUUUUACUUCCUAAUUAUUUCCAAACACAAGCCUGCUCAAACAUGCAAUAAAACAUGAACUGCACCUAAUUUGUCAUGAUUGGACAUGGAAGGAAACUGCCUUGGGGAAGACUGCCUUCCCCUUCCCCUUUCACUCCCUCCCACUCCCACACACCUCCUUUUUUUCCCUCCAUCUCUUUCUUUUUUCUCUUGGCUGCCUCUGUCGACUUGAUGAGCGUGCCCGAUGUUAACAGAGAUUGAAUUUAUUAUUAAACAGACAGAGCCUGUUUCUUUCUGUAAUUUAAGUCAAAGAGCUGAAUCAAAGUCCCACCUGGCAGUUUCUUUAUUGUUCUAUUAAUGUGUUGUUUUGGGUUUUUUUAAAUCUGUUUUUUGGCCGAAAUUCCUUUUAUUUCUGGCUGAAUGUGGCUGUACUGUAGCAUAUGCUGUGAUUUAACCAGUGUUUUAUAAGCUGAGAUUUGGGAGGGGGGGUGGGCAUGGGUACUCGUCAUGAUAUUGAGAUUAAUCUGCCAUUUCUUGUGAGAUCAUUGGCAUUCAUGGGUUUACCAGAUGUUCUUUCGUAUAUGCUGUAUGUACACAUUUAUAGAAACAUACCUCCAGCUGAGAGCGGAAAGGAUCUCUUGCUGUAUUGUGGCUCCAUUUAAAAAAAUAACAAAAAACAAGCCAACAAAAAAGAAAAAAAAAAACCUGAGCCUUCACCUUGUCAACUCGGUGAGUCAUCUUUCCAGCUGCCACUGCUUUGAUUUUGGAGAAGGGGCGAUGUCAGGCAAUAGUCCCACAAGCAAAAUGUUUUGUUUGAUCUGGAGCAUUUCCCUCCGGCUGCCCUACAAGUUGCUUUGGGGCACCGUAGUGACAGUACAAGGUCUCUCAAUCAGUGUACUUACAUGAGGUAUGACAACUUAAGCAAAUCUGACAGUGCAGAAUCUCUCCCUCCUCCUCUUCUUCCUCCGAUGACUGGCAAAGGGAAGCAGUAGACAUAGGGCUGAACAACACUCCCAGGCCCUGGGAAUGUGGAGACAUUUGAAUAGUGAUGUUUCAGUUUAUUUAACUGUCUAUAAUAAGGACGGAGUCCCUACCUCAACCUCAAUUCAGUGACAGAGCUUCAUGUAAAAAAAAAAGAAACAUUAAAUGGCAGUAUUUAGGGUUGUGGAGUGCAGGGAUAUAGUAGUAUUGUACAGAGUAUUGUACAAUGAUGUUCAAAAUGUAGUCGUGAUGAACACAAGUGCUUUUUAUCUUCAAGAAAUCCUUAAUGUGUGUAGCAAACUUACAUGCUGUAUGUUUUUUUUUCUUCUCUGGUAUGGGAUUAUAAUUUACAGUAAAAUGCAAUGGUCACUGACUAUUUAUAUAUUUAUUUAUUUUACAUGUUUCUGGUGUCCAUUCAUGAAAGUGAUGUCAAAGAUUAUAACCCUUCAGAAUUAUUACAGUAUUUAGUUUACAGUUUGUAUUAAAAAAAGUAUUUAAAAAAAACGGGCCCUUCUUGUAAAAUAAACAUGUAUGUAUUUUUUUUCA
Messenger RNA from Amphiprion ocellaris (clown anemonefish), 7419 nucleotides. It is a transcript of the gene drd1b, whose product is annotated as dopamine receptor D1b. The record is from RefSeq and is a predicted model, not a curated record. The transcript has a single exon. Gene Ontology annotation, cellular component: plasma membrane. Bases 1826 to 3220 code for a protein of 464 amino acids. NCBI's taxonomy places the organism in Eukaryota, Metazoa, Chordata, Actinopteri, Pomacentridae. Gene Ontology annotation, biological process: G protein-coupled dopamine receptor signaling pathway; adenylate cyclase-activating adrenergic receptor signaling pathway; vasodilation. Gene Ontology annotation, molecular function: G protein-coupled receptor activity; dopamine neurotransmitter receptor activity, coupled via Gs.